AUGGAUCUGGGAAGGGAAACAGCUAUUCCGGCUGACCGCGCCAGUUUGAAUGAAAGCUCCGCAAGAUGGCGGCGGCCGGAGCCGAGGCCGAGAGAGGGUGUGGAAUAUUAUCUUGUAAAAUGGAAAGGAUGGCCGGAGUCUACAAAUACUUGGGAGCCCUUGAGAAACCUCGAGUGUCCACAGCUGCUGCAGCAGUUCUCCAGUGACAAGAGUAGUUACUUAUCUCGGGUAAAGAAAGGCAAGGCAGUCACUCCAAAAAACAGUAGCAAGCCCUUGCCACCUGCUGUCGCUGAGUACAUUGUAAAUAAAGCCAAGCAAAGAAUAGCUCUGCGGAGAUGGCAAGAUUACCUCAACAGAAGAAAGAACCACAAAGCCAUGAUAUUUGUUGAAAAUACCGUUGACUUGGAGGGCCCGCCUUCAGACUUCUACUAUAUUAAUGAAUACAGGCUAGCUCCAGGAAUCAUUUUAAACAAUGAAGCUACCUUUGGAUGUUCAUGUACAAACUGCUUCUUUGAAAAGUGUUUUCCUGUUGAAGCUGGAGUUGUUUUGGCUUAUAAUAAAAAGCAACAAAUUAAAAUCAAACCUGGGACUCCCAUCUACGAAUGCAACUCAAGGUGCCUAUGUGGACCUGAUUGUCCCAAUAGGAUUGUACAAAAAGGCACACAAUAUUCACUGUGCAUCUUUAGAACUAGCAAUGGUUGUGGCUGGGGUGUAAAAACCCUUGUGAAGAUUAAAAAAAUGAGUUUUGUCAUGGAAUAUGUUGGAGAGGUAAUCACAAGUGAAGAGGCUGAAAAGCGUGGACGGUUAUAUGACAACCAAGGAAUUACAUACCUUUUUGAUCUGGACUAUGAAUCUGAUGAAUUCACAGUGGAUGCAGCUCGAUAUGGAAAUGUGUCUCAUUUUGUGAAUCACAGUUGUGACCCCAAUCUUCAGGUGUUUAGCGUUUUCAUCGAUAAUCUUGAUACUUGGCUUCCUAGGAUAGCACUGUUUUCCACGAGAACCAUAAAAGCUGGAGAAGAGCUGACUGGAGAAUUAUCUUCAGAUUCUGUUGACCACAGCCCUGCCAAGAAAAGGGUCAGAACUGAAUGUAAAUGUGGGGCUGAGACUUGCAGUGGUUACCUCAACUGAAACUUCAGGAAAUGGAGAUCAUGAAUGUGUUUUGUUUUGUUCUAAGAACUGAAAAAGUAUUUGGGAUGCCUUUCUAUUAUCAAGAUUUUAUGUAUAUUAAUGUACAACUUGUGUCUCAAGGUAUUUACAAAGUACAUUACUGUUGCUUCUAAAAAGGACUGCAGGAGCACAUAAACAGAAUAUAUUUGGUGGUUACAUACUAAAUAUGGAAAGUGAACUAUUCACAAAUCACCAUAUACUUAGUUAAGAAAUCUGAAUAGACAAGUGUCCCCUUUAGUGUUUGAAAAGCAGUGAGAGAGUGGAUGUUAUGAAACCUUUUACCAUGACUCAGAUAAUUCAGUUUAGGCAAAUGCACAAAUUUUAUUUUGUUUUACUAUAUUGUUCCUGCUUAAUACUCACUGAUCUUGUAUUUGAGACAAAGAAGCAACACUGAAUUUUUUUACUAUAUUUUCUACUUUUACAUUAAAAUAUUGGCAUCUUAAUGAUAUAUUUCAGGUAUAAAAGUAAAUAUGAAAGAUUUUCUUUCAGCUUGAUCUCAUUUUGAAGCAAUAGAUACCAUUACAAAGAUUGUAUGUCUGAACCUGAAAUUCUUAAAAGAUUUUUUAAUCCUGUUCAAGAAAAAUCUCUAAUCACCUUCUCUAGACGUCCAUAGUGACUGGCCAUUAUGCUUCUUCGAAAGGACAUAAUAGUGUGACUAAGAGGACCUGUCAGAGUGCCAGGCAGGGUACAUGAGUACAAAGUGAGCCACAGCAUGAACGAGGUCCACAGAGUACCUCAUCAAAACCGAAGAGCAAGAUCCCAGGGAGCACCUGUCCCCAGUGGCAGUGUGAUUCACAUCAUGUUAAUGUCACUGCCCGGCAGUUUUCACAUUUCCUUUCUACUAAAUUAAAUUAUUUUCGCAAUUUCUGCAUGUCCUUGAAAAGUAACCUAUAUUUGAACAGAUACUUGUUUUAUACAAGAUUUUUUAGAUAAGAUAAAACUAAGUUUGGCCAAAGUUACGUCUGAUUGAACUUUUAUUAACCUAUGGGGAUUA
Molecule: messenger RNA, 2161 nt
Organism: Peromyscus leucopus (white-footed mouse)
Lineage: Eukaryota; Metazoa; Chordata; Mammalia; Rodentia; Cricetidae
Product: histone-lysine N-methyltransferase SUV39H2-like
Exons: 2
Coding region: 1-1128 (375 amino acids)
Cellular component (GO): nucleus
Molecular function (GO): zinc ion binding; histone H3K9 methyltransferase activity; protein binding
Source: RefSeq, a predicted model, not a curated record